AUGAAAGUAGCCGUUCUUGGUGCUGGGAUAAACGGAUUGGGUUGUGCUGUUAGAAUAAAAGAAAAAUAUCCCAAUUACGAUGUAGUGAUAAUAUCAGACAAAUUCACUCCUGAUACUACAGGCGAUGGUUCAGGUGGAUUAUGGAAGCCCUACUGUAGUGGAAAAACACCACAAAGUCUCAUAACCAAAUGGGGCAUGGAAUCAUACCGAUUGUACCAUAAGCUUUGGCUGGAAGGUGGCUAUGACGUUACAUUGGUACCGCUAUACGAUCUCUAUAGAGAGAAAAAACCUUUGCCAGAAAGACCUUGGUCUAAUCAAGUUUUCGGCUUUAAAAACUUGGAUGAAAAACAUUUGGAAUAUUUAAACCGACUGCACCAUAGUGAUUUCGUUUCAGGUAUAACAUUCACAUCAUUCAUAGUGAGACCAAGCACAAUGCUGGCUCAUUUGACGCAGCGAUUCAAAACCGAUGGAGGAAAGAUAUUGACGAGGUCUAUCAAGUCAUUGGAUGAUGAUGAAUUGAUGAAGUAUGACGUCAUCAUUAACUGUUUGGGACUCGGAGCGAGAGACGUCGUACCUGAUGAUAAAAUGUUCCCAGUGAGAGGACAGUUAAUGAGAGUAUAUGCACCUUGGCUAACAGCUACCAUUUAUGACGUACAAAAAGAUAUAUAUAUGAUAUCCACUACAGAUAUAUGCGUGAUGGGCGGAACACAACAAGUCAACGAUUACAACAGACAGAUCAAUGUGGAAGACAGAGAUAAAAUUUUCAAUGGCUGCACUAGAGUUGUACCCGCAAUCAAAAACGCCAAGUUGAUAUCAGAAUGGGUGGGUCUGAGACCGGGGAGGGAUGAAAUAAGACUUGAAUCGGAAAACAGAAAUGGAAAAUUUUAUAUUCACAACUAUGGACAUGGUGGAAGCGGCUUCACAUUAUUCUGGGGAUGCGCAUCCAAUGUAUUGAAAAUAUUCGAUGAACACGUCAACAGUAAACAAAAUAAAGAAAAAUCAAAACUUUAA
Molecule: messenger RNA, 1011 nt
Organism: Danaus chrysippus (African queen)
Lineage: Eukaryota; Metazoa; Arthropoda; Insecta; Lepidoptera; Nymphalidae
Source: the annotation of a GenBank genome assembly